Trachemys scripta elegans is the source of this 1619-nucleotide messenger RNA. RefSeq names its product heparan sulfate 6-O-sulfotransferase 3 (gene HS6ST3). The record is from RefSeq and is a predicted model, not a curated record. The transcript is spliced from 4 exons. Gene Ontology annotation, cellular component: membrane. Gene Ontology annotation, molecular function: heparan sulfate 6-sulfotransferase activity. Bases 1 to 1224 code for a protein of 407 amino acids. Lineage: Eukaryota; Metazoa; Chordata; Testudines; Emydidae.
AUGGACGAGCGGCUCCACAAGUGGCUCCUGCCGCCGCUGCUGACGCUGCUCUUCGUGCUCAUCAUGUACCAGUACGUGUCCCCGUCCUGCCCCGGCGCCGCCUGCCCGCGCCGCCCGCCCGCCACGCACCGCGGGGCCCCGGCCCGGGGCGCCCAGCAGCCGCAGGAGGAGGGGGCGGCGGCGCUGCCGCGGCUGGUGCCCAAGUUCCCGUUCGCGCGGGCCGAGCUGUGCCGCCGGGUGCAGUUCGACAUGCGGGGCCGCGACGUGAUCGUCUUCCUGCACAUCCAGAAAACGGGCGGCACCACCUUCGGGCGGCACCUGGUGCGCAACAUCCGCCUGGAGCAGCCCUGCUACUGCCGCGCCGGCCAGAAGAAAUGCACCUGCCACCGGCCUGGGGGGGACAAGGACACCUGGCUCUUCUCCCGCUUCUCCACUGGCUGGAGCUGCGGGCUGCACGCCGACUGGACCGAGCUCACCAGCUGUGUGCCCGCCGCCAUGGACAAGAAGCAGACUAGCCAAAAACUCAAAAGGAACUUCUAUUACAUCACAAUGCUGAGGGAUCCAGUGUCACGGUAUUUGAGUGAAUGGAAACAUGUCCAGAGAGGUGCAACGUGGAAAACUUCCCUCCACAUGUGUGAUGGAAGAAGUCCAACGCCAGAUGAGCUGCCUACCUGUUACCUAGGGGAUGAUUGGUCUGGAGUCAGCUUGCAGGAGUUCAUGGAUUGUGGUUACAACCUGGCUAACAACCGCCAGGUUCGCAUGCUGGCAGACCUGAGCCUGGUUGGAUGUUACAACUUGACUUUUAUGAAUGAAAGUGAGAGAAAUAUGAUCCUUCUCCAAAGCGCCAAGAACAACCUGAAAAACAUGGCCUUUUUUGGACUCACAGAGUUUCAGAGGAAAACACAGUAUCUCUUUGAGAGGACAUUCAACCUUAAGUUCAUUUCCCCAUUCACCCAGUUCAAUAUUACCCGGGCCUCUAAUGUGGAUAUUGAUGAAGGGGCCCGGAAACGCAUAGAGGUGUUGAACUUCCUGGACAUGCAGCUUUAUGAAUAUGCUAAAGACCUCUUUCUCCAACGUUUUCAGUACUCCAAGCAAGAGGAGCACCAGAAGAACCGGCAAAAACGGCGGGAGGAGCGGAGGCUACUCCGGGAGCAAAGAGUGCACCAGUGGCAGAAGGAAGAAGCUGUUACUGAAGAUUAUAACAGUCAGGUGGAGCGAUGGUGACACUUUUCAUUCUUAGACAAAUAAAAGAAAAGAGAAUUGAAAACCCUGAUAACUUCUUGAACUUGGUUACUCAGAGAUUACACAAGGAAUGUGUGUUGCCUUGGUAAAUGAGACUGAGUCUCACAGCUGCCCUUCUUUGUCUUAGUUUCCUAUCAGCUAGGAGAAGAUAUAUAUAUUUUUGUGUUUCUCGAUACAUCUUAUAUGUGUUAUUAACUGGCAGUGGAAUAGAUUCUUAUCCAAUACUAACUUCUUUCAAAGGCCUAAGCAAUGAGAGUGGCUGGAAAAGAGAGCUUUUUUUUUUUUCCCCAUUAACGGAUGUGUCAUAGAAUCUCGGAGUUGGAAGGGACCUCAGGAGGUCAUCUAGUCCAACCCCCUGCUCAAAGCAGGAUUAAUCC